This is a messenger RNA of Oldenlandia corymbosa var. corymbosa, 6363 nucleotides long. NCBI's taxonomy places the organism in Eukaryota, Viridiplantae, Streptophyta, Magnoliopsida, Gentianales, Rubiaceae. The record is from the annotation of a GenBank genome assembly.
CUUCUUGCUAGCUUAGUUAUUUCCAACAUCAUAUGUUUAUCAAAAGUUUACUAUCGAUACACAGCAAUUAUUUUUAAAAAGAUGAAGAGCUACCGUUAGUUCUUGCUUAUGAUCAUGUGGGCUCAAAUACUCAUAGCUCUCUCAAAUGUGCAAAUUUGUUCAGGCUGCAUCUUGGAAGAAAAGAAGGCCCUCUUGGAUUUCAAAUCUUCCAUGAAUGAGACCAAAUAUCCUCAUCUUCUUCUUCCGUCUUGGAUUGAUCAGCAUGGAGUCGGUGAUUGUUGCAAAUGGGAAGGGGUGAUAUGUAGUAACACUACUCGGCGAAUUGCUGAACUCCAUCUUUCCUUUCUUGAAGAACAUAUUCAUAAUUUGCACUAUGAUUAUGAGUAUAAAUGGUUUCUAAACCUCAGCAGUUUCCUCCCUCUCAACAACCUCCAAGUUUUGGACUUGAGUUACAAUAACUUUGCCAAAAAUAGAUUUGAUUGCGAAGGAUUGGCUAAUUUAGAAAAUCUCGAAUCCUUGGAAUUGUGCUGGAAUUGCCUAGGCAACGGAAUACUUCAAUGUGUAAAGGGAAUUUCUUCCCUUAAAAGAUUGGACCUUGCAAGAAAUGGAUUAGUGGGUCCGUUUCCUUCAGAAGGUACGUCGUUCCCACGUUCCCCUCUUUUUUUUUUUUUAAAUGGUACCUGGUAUUAAUUUGAAGUGUCUAUACUAUUACAACAAAUUACAUUAUACGCUAUAUUAUGUAAAUCACUCGCAUCACUAUGACUUACCUUAACUAUUUCACAAAACUCAAUAGACAGACAUAACCACAGUUAACAGACGCACAAUUUCUUGUGCUUCCACCGGGAUUGGGUUUUGAUUUAGGUCUGUUGCAAGGAGUUGACAACCAGUGUAAAUACGAAUGCGUUCCCCUCUCUAAUAAGCUUAGAAAUUGGUAAUCGUUUCUGUACAUUAACAACCACAAGACAUAUUCAGAGAUUUUCAUACUUAUAUAAUUAACUCUAGAACUUCUAUCAGUUCUUCCCCCCCUGAUAUUCCCUAUGCAGAAAUUAGUGGCAUGAAGAAACUGGAGCAUCUGUUCUUAGGUGUCAACCGAUUAUCGGGUUCACUCAUGUCCUCUAAAGGAGGAGUUUGUAACAAGAGAAUCUUGUUGAACUUCACAUGGGAUAUAAUUUUUUUAGUGGGAAUAUCCCGCCAUGUCUCAGCAACUUAACGUCUCUUAAGGUUCUGCAUCUCGCAUUCAAUAACUUAAGUGGGAGGAUACCCCCUUCUGUGAUCACUAGUCUUGUAAACCUUGAAUCCCUCUAACUUUUUCUCAAUCCGUUUGAGGGUUCACUUCCAUUGAGUCCUUUUUCCAAUCAUUCAAAGCUUCAGAAACUUACACUUGGACCUUCAGUUAGUGGGUUGCAUGUAGAUUUUGGAAGUUUGGCUCUACCACCUCCUUUUCAACUAACGCAUCUUGUCUUGCCCGGAUGCAACUUGAACAAUGAGAUUCUUAAAUUUCUGUUCUAUCAGAAAGAACUUAGAGGAGUUUAUCUUUCUCAUCACAAUAAUAUGGUCGGAGAGUUUCCAAUUUGGCUGCUAGAAAACAACCCCCGCUUAGAAAUUGUUUCAUUGAAGAACAACUCAUUUACAGGCAAAUUUCUCUCAAACAUCACACAAAGACUUCAACAUCUCGAGGUGUUAGACAUCUCAAAUAAUGAGUUUGUUGGUCAAGUACCUUGGAAUAUGGGUUUGUUCUUCCCAAAUCUGAAGUUCUUGAAUUUGUCAAGAAACUAUUUUCAUGGAAGCAUACCUGAAUCUCUAGGUUACUUGGAAGUGGCAGAUACUAUUGAUCUGUCACACAAUAAUUUUUCCGGAGAAGUGCCAGAUCUUAUUGGGAUCGGUUGUACCUCCCUUUCUCAUUUGUAUUUGUCCAAUAAUAACCUGCGAGGCAAUUUCCCCUCGAGUUCAGCAAACUUAACUCGUUUGCAAGUUCUUUGCUUGGAUUACAACAAAUUUUCUGGAAGCAUUUCACAUCAGUUAUCUCAGAACUUUGAUCUAAGAUACUUGGAUUUAUCAAGAAAUGAAUUCCAAAGACAAAUUCCGAGUUGGAUGGGAAACUUGUCAUCAUUGCAGAUUCUUGACCUAUCACAAAACAAGCUUGAAGGAAGCAUACCGAACGAUAUAUGCAAGCUAAGUUCUCUUAACUUCUUAGACCUCUCGGCAAAUCAGUUAAAUGGAUCUAUACCUUCAUGCACAAGUCUUUACAAAUUGAGGUUCAUUCACUUGCAAGGAAACCAAAUUACGGGGUUAAUACCAAGUUCCAUUUUAAGAACUUCAUUUGAUCUAAGGGCUAUCGAUUUCAGGCAUAACUAUUUGUCUGGUGGUGUUCCACGUGAUAUUAUGGCACUUUCACAGCUUAAGGUUCUCCUCUUGGGGGUAACAACUUUCAAGGCCAAAAGUCCUACGUGCAUAUGUCAACUGAAGGAACUAACUAUUAUGGAUCUUUCUCAUAAUACUUUUUCAGGUCAAAUUCCUUCAUGCCUAAAUAAUCUCUCUUUUGGAAUACGUUUUGAGUACCCAAAUCUGUAGGAUGCAGAACUAAACAGAAAUCAAUGGUACCACGAAGAUAGCGAAAAACCCGUUUGAGAGCCUGAAAAUGAGAAGUGCGAGGCUGAUGCAUAAACUGACAAAGCUUAUUAACCGCAAAGGAGAUAUCUGGACGAGUGAGAGUGGUAUACUGCAGACUGCCACACAACCGACGAUAAGUAGUCGCAUCAUCAGGAGACAACAGAGUACCAUCCAAACGGGAUAACACAACAUUAGCCUGCAAAGGAGUGGAAACAGGUUUGCAAGUAUGCAUAUUUGCAAGUCGUAGCAAAUCAGUGACAUACUUGCGCUGAGAGAGAAGCAAACCUUUGGAAGUACGACGAACCUCAACCCCAAGAAAGUAACUCAAUGGACCUAAAUCCCGAAGAGAAAACUCCUUAGCAAGACAAGAGAUAAAAUGCUGAACCAAACCAGAAGUGCUGCCUGUAAGAAUAAUGUCAUCCACAUAGACCAGUAAAAAACACAACUGCGACCCACGGUGAUAGACAAAAAGAGACGAAUCACAACGAGACUCCACAAAACCCAAGGUAAGUAGAAAUGCUGCCAGCCGAGAAUACCAGGCCCGAGGAGCUUGCUUAAGACCAUACAAGGACUUAUGCAGUUUACACACAUAAUGAGGGCGCACCGGAUCAACAAACCCCUGUGGCUGAACCAUAUACACGGUCUCACUGAGAACACCAUUAAGAAAGGCAUUACUGACAUCAAGCUGAGAAAUCGACCAUCCACGUGCCAGGGCAACAGUCAAAACGGAACGAAUGGUGACCGGCUUAACAACUGGACUAAAAGUGUCAGUGUAAUCAACCCCAAAAGACUGAGUAAAACCUCGAGCCACCAACCGAGCCUUAUACCGCUCAAUAGAGCCAUCAGCAUGAGUUUUAAUCUUAUAGAGCCAUCGAUUACCGACAACAUUGCCGGAGGAAGGAGGGGAACUAAAGUCCAUGUGUUAUUUUUGAGGAGGCGGAAAUUUCAUCCUUCAUGGCAUUCGCCACCGAGGAAGAGAUUUGGCUUGGGUGAAGGAUGUAGGAGCAGAGACAAGGUGGGGAAACAGAGGUAAGAUGAGCCGAGGAUCAAAAAUUUUCUUGGGCUUGGGUUGUGGACGAAGUGUCAUUGAGUCUUGACGGGAAGAAGGAGGAGGAGGUGGCGGCGGAGGACUGCAAUCGAUGAUGAAGGGCUGGAUGCGGGAGAUCUAGCUAAAGGUGAUGAGUCGGGAGGGAUAGGAGGAGACGAAAGAACCGGUGUACUAGAAGGAGACGAAGAAGACGCAGAAGACGACGCAAGUAUACCAGAGAAUCGGUUACACGCAACCAAGGGGUAGCGAAGACUCCAGCAGUGAAGAAGGAGAACUAGAAAUAGGAAGUUUAAAGGGAAAGAGUUUCUCAUCAAACUCAACGUGACGAGCAACAUAAAGACGGUUAUUCACCACAUCAAAACAAUGAUAACCAAGAUGAGAUGGAGAAUACCCAAGAAAGACACACUGAGUAGAACGAAAGGAGAAUUUAUGUUUAUUAUAAGGGCGAAGAAGAGGAUAGACAGCGCAACCAAAGACACGAAGAAAGGUAUAAUCAGGUGGCUGGUGAUAUAGUGUAGUGAAGGGGAGGUGACCUUGAAGAGGUUUACUAGGGUGGCGAUUAAUCAAAAACACAGCAGUUUCAAAAGCAAACUCCCAAAACCGAAAAGGGGUACUGGAAUGGCCAAGGAGAGCAAGUCCAAUGUCGACAAUGUGACGAAUUUUGCGUUCAGCAGUGUCAUUCUGCUCAUGAGUGUGUGGGCACGCUAAACGAUGAACAAUACCAACAUCCUUAAAGAAAGAAUUGAGAGAACGAAAUUCACCACCCCAAUCGGAGUUAACACUUUUAAUGGUAGUGCCAAAUUGGUUUUGUACGAGAGCUUUGAAUUGCUUGAAAACAUGGACAACAUCACUUUUAUACUUAAUUGGAUAAAUCCAUGUGAAUAAAGAGAAGUCAUCAAUAAAAAGCACAAAGUAGCGAUAACCAUUGAAUGACAAAAUAGGAGCAGGACCCCAAACAUCAGUGUGAAUUAAAUCAAGAGGUUUAGAGCUACGAUGAAAUGUAGAAGGUAAACUGACCCUAUGUAACUUCCUAAACAACACGCCUCACAUUUAUCGGUGGACGUGGACACGAGGAGUAAGGAAGUUGAAAUUGCCUAACCAAAGUACGAAGAGUGACAUUAUUAGGGUGCCCUAAACGGGCAUGCCACUGACCUAAAGAGACAAGAUAAGCUGCUGGAGACAAGGAACCACGAGCAGGAAGAUCUAAGCGAUAGAGACCCUUAUCGGCCCGACCGUGGAGGAGGAGUUCCUUGGUUGAAAGAUCCUUAACACAACAAGAGUCGAAUAAAAUUCAAAGAAACAGUGAUUAUCACGGUAAACUUUUGAACAGAUAAUGAGGUUUAGUAAGAGAAGGAGCAUGCAAGACACGAUUUAAAUAAAGAGGACGAAAAACGAUGGCAAAACAGUUGACCAACAUGUUGAAUAGGUAAAGCAUCUCCAUUACCAACUAAAAUAUGGUCCGUACCGGUAUAAUCAUUGGAGAUACCGAGAGAGGACAAAUCGGCGUGACAUGAUCGGUAGCACCGGUGUCCGGAUGCCGGGGAGUGACGAAGGUGCAUACUGCGCCAUAUGAGCUUGAGAAGACAUAGUCGCCUCCGGGUAAGACGGAAGAGGCAACAAACCAGUGAAGGCGGUGCGGGGAACUCACUGGCAUAAGCAACCGACCGAACGGCGGGGUCGAGGAACAAAGUUAGUAUCAAACGGCGUCGACAAGUGGCGGCCGUGUGAUUCAAGAUGCCGCAAAGCCGACACGUCUCACCCGGAGCGGGAGGGUGUAACCACGCCGACCACCACCACGACCGAAACUGAUUGCGCCGCCGCCGCGUUGCGAGCGACCGGCACGAGAGGAUUGAGGCGGCGUAGAGAGGGGGCGACCGCACAAGCAUGGCCGUGGGUGAAGGACCGGCUGCUGAGCGUGAAGAAGCACCUCAUAUGAAACUAACUGUCCAAGGAGAUCUUGAUAGGAGGGGGUUCGGAUCGCUGCUGCGAGCUCCGAUGAUGCCAUUGAAUUCGGCACCAAGCUUGCGGAAGAUUAUGGCAUUAAACUCCGCAGAGAUAUGCGAUGGCCGGCAAGCUGCAGUGUAUCGCGAUGCCCUUCGCUUUGGAGAGGAGAGCCGUGACCGACAAGUCACCUUUUGCAAGUCGUGGAGCUCCAUAACAAGUCAGGUCUGCUGAGCAUAAGAAAGAGUGCCGAAACCUGCUGAAGAGCAUCCAUGCAGCCUCCGAUGUUGUGCACCACGGAGAACGGGAAAAAUCUCUUCAGCAACGGAAGAAAGAAUCCAAGAGAGGACCAACUGAUCCUUUUGCUGCCAGAUAUCAAACUCAGGAUUGAGUUGGGGCACGGCACCACUAACGGAAGGAAGAAAACGUGGCGGUGCAGGUUCGGUGCCGUCGACAAUACCGGCAACACGAAACAUAGUCAAUAAAGGAGUAAAUUGAAGACGCCAAGACGAAUAGUUGGCCCGCGAUUGCAGCUUCACAGUAAAGGAAUGAUUGAGAGAUUGCAUACUAGGUUGAAGAAUUGAUACUGAUGCCUGUGAAGAAGAUACCGGUGACCGAAGAUGAGUAGCCUGGUCGGCGGAUGAAAGGUCGGUGAUAGUCAUCGUUGAAAGUAAGCAAGCAAAACAGAAUUCUUUAUGAUGAUUUUUUUGUUUUUUUGUUUUUUGUUUUUUUUUUGAUUUUUUGUUUUUUUUUUUUUUUUUUUU